GAGGCGGGCUGGGCGCCGCGGGCUGCCCGGCGUUGCAAUGGCGGCGGUGGAAGGGAUCGCCGCCCGCCUGGCCCGGCAGGAGCAGGAGAUCCGCGGCUUGGCGGCCGAGAUCGGGCGCUUGAAGGAGCCCGAGCGCUGGCCCGGCGGCCUGGGCCUCUGCCCCGACGCCAGCCCGGAGCUGCAAGCGCUGCGGGCCGAGAACGAGAAGCUCCUCUACCGCCGCCUCCACCUCCGCCGCAGCCUGCAGGCUGAGCUCGCCCGGCAGCAGCAGCAGCAGCCAGGAGCCGCAGGAGGGCAGGAGCCGUCCAGUGCGAAGAGCGUUGCUUGCCAGGCUAAACAUAAAAAGGAGAAGAAAACAGAAAACGAAGUUGCAAACGGAUUUAGGAACGAGGAGCCGAGCUACAUCCCGGACAGGCUGAAGUUAUAUGAAGCACUGAAGAAAGAGCAUGAGGCCCUGUUUUCUUCCAGGGCAGCUAGUCAGAGCAGACCUAUCCGAAUCACUCUUGCUGAUGGGAAGAAGGUGGACGGGGAAUCCUGGCGAACGACUCCCCAUCAAAUUGGGCAAGCCAUCAGCCGAGCGCUGGCUGAUAAUGCGGUCAUCGCCAAAGUGAAUGGUGAACUGUGGGAUUUAGAUCGUCCGCUGGAAGGAGAUGCUACUUUGGAGCUACUCACGUUUGACAACGAAGAGGCGCAAGCGGUGUAUUGGCAUUCUAGCGCUCAUAUUCUUGGAGAAGCCAUGGAAACUUUUUACGGAGGAUGUUUGUGCUACGGACCUCCCAUUGAGAAUGGGUUUUAUUAUGACAUGUUCAUGGAAAACAGGGGGGUGUCUAGUACUGAGUUCCCGACGCUGGAGAACCUCUGUAAAAGCAUCAUAAAGGAGAAACAGCCUUUUGAAAGACUAGAAAUCCGCAAGGAAGUCCUGCUAGACAUGUUUAAGUAUAACCCAUUUAAGUGUCGAAUCCUGAAUGAGAAAGUGGAUACACCAACAACAACAGUGUACAGGUGCGGCCCAUUGAUCGAUUUAUGCCGGGGCCCUCACGUGAGGCACACGGGCAAAAUUAAAGCCUUGAAGAUCAUUAAGAACUCUUCCACGUAUUGGGAGGGGAAGGCCAACAUGGAAACGCUGCAGAGAAUUUACGGGAUAUCAUUUCCAGACAACAAACUGAUGAAGGAAUGGGAGAAGUUCCAGGAGGAAGCCAGGAACAGAGACCACAGGAAAAUUGGCAGGGAACAACAGCUCUUUUUCUUUCAUGAUCUGAGCCCCGGAAGCUGUUUCUUCCUUCCCAGAGGUGCCUUUAUUUACAACACACUCAUCAGUUUUAUUAAAGGGGAAUAUCACCGGCGUGACUUCACCGAGGUUCUUUCUCCUAAUAUCUACAAUAGCAAACUUUGGGAAGUGUCCGGCCACUGGCAACACUACAGUGAAAACAUGUUCUCGUUCGAAUCCGAGAAGGAAACGUUUGCUCUUAAGCCUAUGAACUGCCCUGGACAUUGCUUGAUGUUUGCUCACCGGCCCCGAUCCUGGAGGGAAAUGCCUUUGAGGUUGGCCGACUUUGGAGUUCUCCACCGCAAUGAGUUCUCGGGGACCCUGAGCGGUUUGACACGCGUGAGGCGCUUCCAGCAAGAUGAUGCCCAUAUCUUUUGCACCAUGGAGCAGAUUGAGGAAGAGAUUAAAGGCUGCCUGGACUUCUUGCAAUCAGUGUAUUCCGUCUUCGGCUUUACCUUUCAACUACAUCUCUCUACAAGGCCUGAAAACUUCCUCGGAGAAAAAGAGAUCUGGGACCAGGCAGAGAAGCAACUCCAGAACAGCCUAGAUGACUUUGGGGAGCCGUGGAAGCUAAAUCCGGGCGACGGAGCAUUUUACGGCCCCAAGAUCGACAUUACCAUCAAAGACGCCAUUGGCCGAUACCAUCAGUGCGCAACUAUACAACUCGACUUCCAGCUGCCCAUCAGAUUUAAUCUUUACUAUGUUGGCGGUGAUGACAAAGCGACGUUGAUUGUCCACAAGAAUAUUCACUGGAGCUCGUGGAAGGAUGAUAACCAUCUAGCGGAGGAAAAUUACGGCGGGAAGUGGCCCUUUUGGCUCUCUCCUCGGCAAGUCAUGGUGGUUCCUGUCGGGCCUACCUGUGAAGAGAACUCUGACUCAGUCUGCAAUGACUUUUUUGAUGGCGGCUUCAUGGCCGAUGUGGAUCUCGAUCAAAGCUGCACUUUAAACAAGAAAAUAAGAAAUGCCCAGCUGGCCCAAUAUAAUUUUAUUUUCGUGGUUGGAGAAAAGGAAAAAGCAAACCGUGCUGUGAACGUCCGGACAAGAGACAACAAAAUUCACGGCGAAGUUUCCGUCCCUUCUGCCAUUGAAAAACUAAUGAAGUUAAAAGAAUCGCAGACACUACAUGCAGAGGAAGAAUUCUAAUUCUUGCCAACUUGGGAACUCACUGGAACCCCAUUCUGGCACUGAACCUGUUUGCUUGGAAGUAAGCCCCACAGAAUUCAGUGGCGGCUUCGCUUUCUCCUAUGGCGGUCGACGCUAGCUCCUUUGAAUGAGGCUACCGUCCAAUGCUAAAGCACCUCUUGCAAGAUACCGGAAUAUCCCAAAAACCCAACCUGUAUCUGAUGCUUCUGAAAUAUUGUGAACCCCCAGGAUCCUUUACUAAAUGCCCUUCAGUUGGAUGCACGGAUCUGCCAAAUUGUGAACCUUCCAACUCAGAGGUGGUAAAACAAAAACCCAUCAAUAAAAUAAAAAGCUUCAAAGUU
Molecule: messenger RNA, 2751 nt
Organism: Sphaerodactylus townsendi
Lineage: Eukaryota; Metazoa; Chordata; Lepidosauria; Squamata; Sphaerodactylidae
Product: threonine--tRNA ligase 1, cytoplasmic-like
Exons: 19
Coding region: 38-2410 (790 amino acids)
Biological process (GO): threonyl-tRNA aminoacylation
Cellular component (GO): cytoplasm
Molecular function (GO): threonine-tRNA ligase activity; ATP binding
Source: RefSeq, a predicted model, not a curated record